AUGGAUAACCGAAAUCAUGAAGAAGUUAAAAGCGACGACGGUUUGAUAAAUUUGCCUCCCGGUUUUCGAUUCCAUCCGACCGACGAAGAGCUGAUCACUCAGUAUUUGUCGAAGAAAGUUGUCGAUAGUCGUUUUACUUGUGUUGCUAUCGGGGAGGUGGAUAUGAACAAAGUUGAACCAUGGGAAUUGCCAUGGAGAGCAAAACUUGGGGAGAAGGAGUGGUAUUUUUUUUGUAUAAGGGACAAAAAAUACCCGACCGGGCAGCGAACGAACCGAGCCACGGCGGAAGGGUACUGGAAAGCCACCGGAAAAGACAAAGAGAUUUUCCGGGGAAAAUCGCUCGUCGGAAUGAAGAAAACCCUAGUCUUCUACAAAGGCAGAGCUCCCAAAGGUGAGAAAUCCAAUUGGGUUUCUCAUGAAUACAGAUUGGAAGGCAAUUUCUCCAUUCUUAACCUCCCCAAAUCAUCCAAGAGCGAUUGGGUGAUUAGCAGAGUGUUUCAGAAGGCAAUUGGUGGGAAGAAAGUGCACAUAUCAGGGCUGAUGAAUAACAAUCAAUUAUUCGAUAAUUCUUCGACACUUCCGCCAUUGAUGGAUCCAGCAGUGAGGCCCGGCGGCGGCGAGCCGCCGGGCCUCGUGCACUGCUUCUCCGCCGCAGUCGGCGGAGAAGCAGCGCACGAGAAUUUCAUGGCGGAUAUACUCAACAACCCGAUUUUCCCAUCUUCUUGUUCUUCCAAUCCGAUGGAUUCGUUUCAGACAUUUCCCAGCUGGGCCCAGUACCAGUACCCGGUUCAGCCCGGGUUGCAGUAUCCGGGUUCGGGUUCGGAUCCGAGGACCCGGUUUGCCAAUUAUUCAGAAGAGAGUCCAAUGGGAACUGAGAAUAAGGUAUCUGGAGAAGAUGAAGAAGAUGCUGAUGCAAUUGGGCCACAGGAUUUGGACUCUAUGUGGCGGUAUUAAGAAUUUUUUAUUUAUUUAUUUUAUAUAUAUUUAUUAUUAUUAAACAAAAAAAAAAAAAGAAGAAAAAAAAUUAAUGAUAGAAAAUUUUAAGGAGGUAGAAAAUUAUAGAGCUACAAUUUUUUUUCUUUUUUUUUUAAUAGUGUGUCAUGAGGACAAUGAUUGUGUGUGCAUAGAAUUUCUUAAAAGAUUUAUGGUUUGAGGAUAUGACAUGAAAAGUUACUUGUAUCA
Messenger RNA from Erythranthe guttata (spotted monkey flower), 1182 nucleotides. Its product is annotated as NAC domain-containing protein 92. NCBI's taxonomy places the organism in Eukaryota, Viridiplantae, Streptophyta, Magnoliopsida, Lamiales, Phrymaceae. The record is from RefSeq and is a predicted model, not a curated record. Gene Ontology annotation, molecular function: DNA binding. Gene Ontology annotation, biological process: regulation of DNA-templated transcription.